Molecule: messenger RNA, 1111 nt
Organism: Culicoides brevitarsis
Lineage: Eukaryota; Metazoa; Arthropoda; Insecta; Diptera; Ceratopogonidae
Gene: Sec22
Product: vesicle-trafficking protein SEC22b
Exons: 4
Coding region: 255-890 (211 amino acids)
Biological process (GO): vesicle fusion with Golgi apparatus; endoplasmic reticulum to Golgi vesicle-mediated transport; retrograde vesicle-mediated transport, Golgi to endoplasmic reticulum
Cellular component (GO): SNARE complex; endoplasmic reticulum-Golgi intermediate compartment; endoplasmic reticulum membrane
Molecular function (GO): SNAP receptor activity
Source: RefSeq, a predicted model, not a curated record
ACACUAACUUCAGAGCGAAAUGAAAAAUCGUCAAAUUUAAAGACAAAUUUCGCUCAAAUUACAUCAGAAAAAUUCGUAAAAAGGCCUGGAACGUCACGAGAAAUAUUGGAAUUCAUCAAGUCAAGUGAAAAUCUCAUCAGAUUCGUCGUAAUUCAAUAGUUUUCUAAUCACAGCAAAAUCUGUGCUGACGUGGUUCAAAACAAUUGACGAUUUUGUGGAGGAUUAAAGCUCUUCCUGCAAGUAACUGAGCAAAAAUGGCUCUUAUGACAAUGAUUGCCCGCGUGGCAGACGGUCUCCCCUUAGUCGGAACUAUGCAAGAAGAUGAACAAACGGGCAAAAGCGUAUUAGAAUAUCAAAAUCAAGCCAAAUUAUUGUUUCGUAAACUGACGCCACAAUCUCCGAGACGGUGUUCCAUCGAAACAGGGCCUUAUUUGUUUCACUAUAUCAUUGAAAACGACGUUUGUUAUCUCGUGCUGUGUGACAGACAAUUUAGCAAGAAGUUAGCUUACAGUUUCCUCGAGGAAAUUGCACAGGAAUUCGACAAUAACUACGGUCGACGCGUAAAUUCCGUCACACGUCCCUACGCUUUUAUUGAAUUUGACAUUUACAUACAGAAGGCACGCAAGGGCCUCACCGAUCGUCGAAGGAAUAUCAAUUCCAUUAACUCACAGUUGCAAGAUGUGCAAAGAAUUAUGGUCCAAAACAUCGAUGACGUUCUCGCGAGAGGCGCCGUCCUAUCAGAGCUCGACACAAAAACGCAAAAUUUGUCAAUGUUGUCGGCGAAAUACAAGAAAGACGCGACAUAUUUAAACAGAAAGUCAAUGUACGUAAAAGCAGCAGCUGCUUCGAUAAUUUUGCUCGUGUUUGUGUUCUACUUUUGGGUUCUCUAACCGUUAAAUGAGGAACUGAGGGCAUUGCUUAUCUUCGUUGUUCUUGUUAUCUUUUUCGAUAUACUACUGAUGUCGGCAUUGAAGAAAUUUCGUGCGUAAAAGGAAAGGCUGGAAGGGGUUUAUUAUUUAUUUUCGAGAGCGCUCGCUUAAAAAAUUGCCGAAAAAUUUACGUUAUAUAUUUAAAUUUAUAAAAAAAAAAAAUAAAAUGAUUCCAGUUUCAU